Messenger RNA from Thrips palmi, 3155 nucleotides. RefSeq names its product nascent polypeptide-associated complex subunit alpha, muscle-specific form-like. Bases 191 to 2398 code for a protein of 735 amino acids. Lineage: Eukaryota; Metazoa; Arthropoda; Insecta; Thysanoptera; Thripidae. The record is from RefSeq and is a predicted model, not a curated record. The transcript is spliced from 4 exons.
UUGGCUGACCCGUCAGUUCCACGAACCGUCAGAGACCGAAUUCGAAAACGACAACAAAGAGCGUUAGAAUCUGUUUGAGAACUGGUUAGAAAAUCAUUUGCAGUUGUGGAAAAGUGUAUUAGAAUACUUUUAGCAGCUGCUUCACCAAUGACCGUUUUGCUGAGGACGCAGCUUGAAUGCAUCUUUGACUAUGGAUCCCUCUUUGUUUUUUGGGCGGACGAGGGCGACGAGGCAGACACUGAAGUCGAAGCAGGAAACCACAAUCAAGGAAAGUGAGAACUGUGAGGUUAACGAAGAUGUUCCAAAAGAAAUUAAUAAACUUCCAGCGAAAGGCCGGAAAGCGAAACUGGUUACUGGUGGCAAAGAAAACGAUGCUGUCAAGGAGGCUACUACUAAACGCGCUUCAAAGAGAACUCAACAAUCUGUGAAUGAAAACAAGGAGAAAGAUGAGCUGAAUGCAGUGAAAGUCAAACGUAAACCUGCUAGCAAAUCUCUGAAAGUGCACUUUGACGGAGACUCUCAAGAAAGUCCUUCUAGUGGAGAAAAAAGACCGGAUGCUGCUCCCUCAGGGCCUGUCUAUCAGAAUGUUCGCAGGUCUGAUGUGAUUGGUGACCCUUAUAAUGAAUACGAUUUUCCUCUUGGUUCAGACUCAUCUCCUGAGAAAACAAAAAAGAAGAAAAAGAAGACUAUUACUAGUAGAACAAAGCCUGUGAAAAAAGCUGGUGGUGUUGUUAAGUGGGAUCCCUCUAAACGACCAAUUGUUGUGAAACCAAAACCUGCCAAGAAAUUGGCUGUGCAGGCUGAAGAUCUUACUGUCACUAACACAACUAAAACUGCUAAAACUAAAUUAAAUAGUAUUGAGAAUCCUGUGAAAGCAGCUCCUCUUUCAAAAGCAAUUCCUCCUGUGAAAGUGACUCACCCUGUGGAAGCAAAUUCUCAAGUGAAAGCAACCCCUGUGGAAGCAAAUUCUGUGAAAACAAUUCCUUCUGUGAGAGCAAAUCCUCCGCUGCACAGUGCCGUGACACCUGAACUGAACAAGGCAAGGCAUUUUACCUCUACUCCAGUAUUAAGACACCCUUCAUCAAAGAACGUACCCAAUACUGCAGCACCUUCCAGUACUGGCAAGUCACUCACACAGUCCUUGCCAGCUAUACCCAGUGCAAAGGGACAAGCACUUUCUGUCCCAUCAUGUAGCUUGUCCUCCACCCAUAAUGAAAGUUUUGAGCCUUCAUCUCCAUCAAUAAUGGCUGACAUACCAUGUGCAUCAACCCCAACUAAUGAUGCUCUAAAUCAGAUCUCUUUGAAUGCUCAAUCCAGCUCAAAAUCCCAAUCGGCUAGAUUGGCUUCCAGAUCUAGUUAUCUUCUGCAGUUGCCCGUUCGAGAGAGCCCAUCAUUCGGGGAAGUGCUCAAUUCUCCUCGAAUGCCUUCUCCUGGCUUAAUAGAAACUGAAUGUGCAAGGAAUUUGGAUGCUGUUACCUCCACCCCGGUGACUCGUUCUAGGAGAACCAAUGGAGAAGCUGGAAGUCUUGAUAAACCAUCAGUGUCAAAAAGCAAAAGAACGUGCCCUGCAGUUACAAUUUCGGAUCGCUCAGAGAAACUUCUAUCGCCUAGAGUAAAUGAUUCAGAUGGAAAUUUGUCUGGAAUUUUUGAUGACAUACCACGCACUUCUGUUUUACCUACCCGAAUGUUCUCCACCCACCGUGGUACUAUUUACAUUCCUGAAGGCCAGAAUGUACCCAAGAGAAAUAUUCCUGAGUUAUCACCUAGCAAGGAGCAAACUAGUUCAAGAGCUACUGUUGUGAAGUUUUCGGAUCCUACAUCAUCUGGUUUGGAACAGUGUUUUGGUUUUGACAAUGAGGAUGUCACAUUUGUACCUCAACCUACUAAUAUUGUCAAAAAACCAACCAUUAAGAAGCCAAACAUUUCUAUCCCAGAUGCUUUGGCUAUCUUAAGAGGGCAAUGUAAACUUGCAUCGCCAGCUAAUAAUACUCCUAGGUCAAUUCAAACCAAAUUGACCGACUUUGUUUGCUCAACACCCACAUCUUCAACUGCAAGAGUUGUUGCAGUAUCUAAUCAACCUGUGCUCACUCCAACACCUGUACCCCUGUUUGAUGAGGAUCAAAUUGAUGCUGAUCUACGUUCCCCCUUUUCACAACCAUCAAGGAGAUCAUAUGACAGAUUUCGACCAGUGAAGAGAAUAGCAUGUGGUGAUGAAGUCCACUCUGGUGAUGAGGAGGAACAAAUUGAUGAGUCGGCUGAGCCUACUAUUCCAGUGAAGAAAAAGAGCAAAUCCUACAAGCGAACCAAAAAGCCUAAAGAAACUCAACUGGAUGCCUGGGCUAAUCAACUUGCAUCACACUUUGAUGAAGUUGAGCAAGUAGAACUUCAGUUGGAGUAGGAGGCGCGCAGGAUUUUUUCUUCUCAAAUAAAUUUAAAAAGAAACGAAAGAAUGUGUCUGUGUUGUUACAACUUAAAAUAUGUUUGUUUACUACUGCAAAUGUAGUACAACUGUUUGUGUGUUAAUGUUUGGUGUAUGUAUAUAAUGUCUGGCCAACAGUUGCAUCUUCAGCAGUUUAUUAACCUUUUUUUAAAACAGAAACCAUAAUUGUUUAUGUUUUAGUUCAAAUGUUUAUUAUAAAUGUCUAUAAUUUAAAUUUAAAAAAAAUAAAUAUAUGUUUUUAGUUUAAAAAGUCUGUAUCCAGGAAAAUUGACAUAAUGUUUGGACAUUGUCAGUUUGUGAUUGCGAACUUUUUACCUUCUUAAAGUCACUGCAUGCAUAUUUAUUUGUUUUUGUCUAAAGGAUUUGCUCAUGUUUGUGAAGGCUGAUCUGUGAUCUUAUCCAGACAGGUGCAAUGAUUGCUGAGCAUUUUAUUUUUGUAUUGAUGGUUUUUGUUUGUGUUCUUAACCAGCCAGAAGCAAAUAACUUCCAGUUGUGGUCCAAGUUUGGUAUGCACUUGCUACAGGACACUAUUCUACUACUAAUUUCAAGGAUUAUUAAUUAUGUUAGUCAAUUUAAUAAUUUGAAAAUUAGUUUUACCAGACUUUGUGAAACAUUUUCUUAAUUGCUAUUAUGUGUUCUUGCAUAGCUACCUGAAAGAAGGGCCUUUCUCUCAUAAUAACUUUCAUUAAAAAGAUUGUACCACUUGUUUUUGUAA